AUGUGCAAGGACAUGAAGAUCCAACGCCCUGAGCUCAAGAACAACGAAAUUUCCAAGGUCCUCGGUGACAUGUGGAACGCAAUGUCCGAGGACGAGAAGGGUAUUUGGAGGGCUCGCCAAGAAAAGGCGCGCGAGGAGCAUGAGAAGAAAUAUCCUGACUAUCGCUACAACCCACUGCAAGCCGCCGAGAAGGAGGAGCGCGAGCGCAAGAAGCAGGAAGAGCGCGACCUGAAGAAGAAGCAGAAGGAGGAGCAAAAGACCGCAAAGAAGAACAAGACCAGCGCUGCUACUACUACUACUCCUACUUCAGCCCCUGCUAACAACGUCUCGGGCUUCCAUGGCUCUCCAACUGGCCAGACUACCACGUCUGAAUUUCAGCAUCCGUAUCACACGGGCUCUGAUAUGACUGCCCCGAUUGCUGAGAACGAUGAUUUCUCAGUUGGCCACAGUGAUCCGUUCACUUCUCCCCUCUCCUAUGGUCAGGCCAACCCCGUCACCUCAGCCAAUGCCACAUCAUCUCCCGGCCAGGCUCAGUAUCAGAACAAUGCUGUCGAUUCGCAUUUCCAGAGCAAUGACACCACUGCCAACAGCAUCCCCUACAACAACGACGACGCACAGAUGCCCGAGAUGGGCACCGAGUUCAACUUUGACUUUGGAGACCUAGACUUAUCCAACUUUGACUUGGACCAUCUCAACUUUGCCGCCAACCUCGCCAACCAGAUUCGAAACGAGUCGUCCGACAAUAGCGUCAUGGCCAGCAGUGCCACGCCCAACAACAGCGUCACCGCCAACAAUGAGAUCUCCUAUCCCGAGAUCGUCACCACUGAGACGAUCAACAUAGAGCCCCCUAUCCUCCACCACGAGACCGCGGUCCAGGAGACAGUCGACCCCAACGAGGGACCCGUCUUCAACUACAAUGUCGAGGACGCUCUCCUGGCCGCCCUGGGCGAAGGCGCCAACUACCUCCAGCUGGGCUUUGAGUCGCCCCUCGACAAUCACAACGCUGCCGUUGGUCCUCUCUUCAGCGAUGCAGUUGCAGCAGCACCCACCACUGUUGGUGGUGCUACCAGCAUGCCUCCUCCCGUUGACUCUCACGCAACCGAGACUCUUCAGCCCGUUCUCCGCGAUGAGACGUUUGUGGCUGAUGAUAUUCCCACCACCUUUGCCGAGUUGCUUGAGAACCCUGGCCCUUCCUACCAGGAUUAUUUCAAGAUGUAG
Pestalotiopsis fici W106-1 is the source of this 1218-nucleotide messenger RNA. RefSeq lists its product as uncharacterized. Lineage: Eukaryota; Fungi; Ascomycota; Sordariomycetes; Amphisphaeriales; Sporocadaceae. Gene Ontology annotation, molecular function: DNA-binding transcription factor activity, RNA polymerase II-specific; RNA polymerase II cis-regulatory region sequence-specific DNA binding. The transcript has 2 exons. Gene Ontology annotation, biological process: regulation of DNA-templated transcription; cell differentiation; anatomical structure morphogenesis. The record is from RefSeq and is a predicted model, not a curated record. Bases 1 to 1218 code for a protein of 405 amino acids.